Oldenlandia corymbosa var. corymbosa is the source of this 1422-nucleotide messenger RNA. The record is from the annotation of a GenBank genome assembly. Lineage: Eukaryota; Viridiplantae; Streptophyta; Magnoliopsida; Gentianales; Rubiaceae.
AUGCUGGGGAUUAUAAGGCGCAAAGUCGCUUCAGGCGCCUCUUCUUCCUUGAUUCGAAGGAGAUCAAUACAUUCAUGUCGAUCUGCGCUUUCUGAACCCAGAGCGUGCAAUGCUGUGCAAGGACAGCCACAAAUGAAUCGUUCUCAUGAACUUUCUUAUCUUACUUUGUCUGGAAACUCAAUUGUUUCAAGGCCAGCAAGAGCAAGCAAGACCAGCUUCCAGCCUAUGAUAUCAUGGCAGAUGCAAAACCGGAGCUUCUGUUCCAACGGAGGUGAUCUGGUUGAUGCUGUUGUGCCAUUUAUGGGAGAAUCAAUUACGGAUGGAACAUUGGCUACCUUCUUGAAGAAACCUGGGGAAAGAGUUGAAGUUGACGAACCAAUCGCACAGAUCGAAACUGACAAGGUUACUAUUGACGUUGCUAGCCCCGAAGCUGGUGUAAUUAAAGAGUUUGUGGCUAAGGAAGGGGAUACUGUUGAACCUGGUACAAAGAUUGCAAUUAUUUCAAAAUCUGGUGAAGGAUUUGAGCCUGCUGACCAUGUUGCUCCAUCUGAGAAACCUUCCGAAGAAACUGCUCCUCGUGCGCCUCCUGCGGAAGAGAAAAAAGAGCAAAAGGUGGUGGAAUCACCAGCUGUGAAGCCAAAGCAAGAGGAAAAGCCAAAACCUUCAGUGAGUUCUCCGGCUCCCUCAAGGACCUCUGCUACAGAGCCUCAGCUUCCUCCAAAAGAAAGGGAAAGACGAGUUCCAAUGACAAGGCUGAGAAAACGAGUUGCUACACGCUUAAAGGAUUCUCAGAAUACUUUUGCUUUGCUGACAACAUUCAACGAAGUUGACAUGACAAAUUUGAUGAAGCUUCGGUCAGAGUACAAGGAUGCCUUCGUUGAAAAGCAUGGGGUGAAGCUAGGUCUUAUGUCUGGUUUUGUGAAAGCUGCUGUUAGUGGACUCCAAAACCAACCUAUAAUAAAUGCUGUCAUUGAUGGUGAUGAUAUAAUCUAUAGAGAUUAUAUAGACAUCAGUAUCGCCGUUGGAACAUCAAAGGGCCUCGUUGUUCCAGUCAUUCGUAAUGCUGAUCAGAUGAACUUUGCUGAGAUUGAGAAGGAGAUCAACAAGUUGGCCAAGAAAGCGAAUGACGGAACUAUCUCAAUUGAUGAGAUGGCUGGAGGUUCCUUCACCAUUUCAAAUGGCGGUGUUUAUGGGAGUCUUUUGAGUACACCAAUCAUCAACCCUCCUCAGUCUGCGAUUCUUGGUAUGCAUUCGAUUGUGAAUCGUCCAAUGGUCGUUGGAGGUGAAAUUCUUCCAAGACCGAUGAUGUACGUCGCUCUUACCUAUGACCAUAGGCUCAUUGAUGGCAGAGAGGCCGUACUUUUCCUGAGAAGGAUCAAGGAUGUGGUCGAGGAUCCCCGUAGGUUGCUGCUCGAUAUUUGA